AUGUCUCUUGACCUGGAACGCCACUUGGUCUUUUACGGCUCCUACCACAACAAUGUCGUCAAUAUCGGCAUACACAUGGCUGCGAAUUCGGGCGUCCUCAUCCCACUGCCGUCAUACCUCACGCUCGAAUACCUCCCAUUGAACAUGUGCACGAUCGGGAGUAUCAUCUGGGGCGGAUUCUACGUGCUCAUGGAGCCCGUCGCGGGUAGCCUGCUCUGCGCCAUCUGCCUGGGGAUGGCCGCGGCGGACAACUAUUUCUACUCGGUGGAUGCGAAGACGUCGACGGCAGUAGCAGGCGGCAUAUUUGCCGUGGCAUGGAUCCUGCAGUUCCUGGGGCACGGCAAAUUCGAAGGCCGUGCCCCGGCUCUGCUCGACAACCUGAUGCAGGCGCUGCUUCUCGCGCCGCUCUUUGUCUGGCUGGAGCUGCUCUUCUACUUUGGCUACCGGAAGGAGCUCAAGGACCGCGUGGACAAGAAGGUCGAGAAGAAUAUCGCAAAGUUCAGAGCUGAGCGGGCGGACAAGAACGGCAAGGCGCAAUAA
This is a messenger RNA of Diaporthe citri, 540 nucleotides long. RefSeq lists its product as uncharacterized. Gene Ontology annotation, biological process: sphingoid catabolic process. Gene Ontology annotation, cellular component: endoplasmic reticulum. The coding region runs from base 1 to 540 and encodes 179 amino acids. The transcript is spliced from 3 exons. Lineage: Eukaryota; Fungi; Ascomycota; Sordariomycetes; Diaporthales; Diaporthaceae. The record is from RefSeq and is a predicted model, not a curated record.